AUGCAGAUUGAUGCCUGGAAGUUUACCUUUCCGGCGGUAGGGAUAAUUAUAAACAACCGCUUAGAUGUAAGAAUCCAGUUUCUCCUCAAGGAGAUCUAUCUGUCCUUCAGCUACCGGGGUUCAUCGCUCUACACAUUCUACCUUGAUCAGCUGGGCCAGCCAUACGUCGAAAAACAACACCUAGCCAAGGCCGAGGAUCUAUUCUGUCUGAUACUCGAGAAACUCGAGAUGAAAAAAGAUCGGUUGAGCAAGGAAGGGCAAGAGCUGCUGUCUGGGGUGUAUUACUGCUAUGGGUUCAUCCUGAAACGCUCCCAGCGGCUUUCGAUGGCGCGCCGAAUGUUUCAAUUGUCCCUCGAGGGCAGCAACUCCGAAAAUACAUCAGGUCAUAUCGUAAAAUAUGAGGAAUCGAACAGCCGACGCAGGACACACACUCGGACAUAUCUACUAGGUCUAAGCGCGAUGGAAAAGUUGGAGGGGAGGGGAACUUUCCUCUGGGCAAUUCUUAUAGUAUUCCACAGCGGGAUGGGGUUCCUGCUCUAUCUCGACGAAGACUCCAUGAAGAGCACCCUGCUGAACGGACUGCUGCUCUUUCCGAGGCCAAUGCUGUUCUUUUCCCUAUUGGCCUUGCAUUUGCUGCAACGGUGGAAAACCUUGGUGCUGUGGAUUGUCGGACAUGUUUGUUUUCAGGUGUAUUACUCGUCGACGCCAUCCACACUGGACUGGGUGGCGUAUAUCUGCGGAACAUUUGGAGAGAUGCUCUGUCUUGUAGUCUUGAUGCCUCUGCUAUUGUAUGAAGGCCUCUAUUAA
This is a messenger RNA of Aspergillus sclerotioniger CBS 115572, 807 nucleotides long. RefSeq lists its product as uncharacterized. The coding region runs from base 1 to 807 and encodes 268 amino acids. Lineage: Eukaryota; Fungi; Ascomycota; Eurotiomycetes; Eurotiales; Aspergillaceae. The transcript has a single exon. The record is from RefSeq and is a predicted model, not a curated record.